AUGACAGCAAACCCUCUAAGAACAGCUCUCAUUUUGCUCUCCUUUGCCCUCUCCGGGGUGCUGGGCACAGCAACAAUCUCUUGCAAAAGUGAUGAAGGUGAAGCUGUGGACUGGUUUAUCUUUUAUAAGUUACCCAAAAGGCCUGACAAUGAAAGUGCAGAGUCCGGGCUGGAGUACCUGUACCUGGACUCUACAAUGAGAAGCUGGAGGAAGAGCUACCAUCUCAUAAAUAGCAACGAGAGCAUUGUGGGAAGGACCUUGGAGCAGCUGUAUGAAGCGUAUCCCUCCAAGCACAAUGACACAGCCUAUCUAAUAUACAACGACGGGGUCCCUAAGUCUACGAAAUACAACAGAAAGUAUGGACACACCAAAGGCCUACUGGUAUGGAACAGAGUCCAGGGUUUCUGGCUGAUUCAUUCUGUUCCUGGGUUUCCUCCUGUUCCAAAAGACGGCUAUAGUUACCCAUCCUCGGGGAAACGGAAUGGACAAAGUGGCAUCUGCAUAACUUUCAAAUACAGCCAGUAUGAAAUAAUAGAUUCCCAACUCUUGGUCUCCCAGCCUAACAUCUACAGCUGCUCCAUCCCAAACACUUUCCACUGGGAACUCAUUCACAUGCCCCAGCUGUGUGCCAAGUCCAGGUCCUUGAAGAUCCCUGGCCGGCACCUCACCGUACUUCAAUCAGCCCAGGGACUGAACUUCCUCCAUUUUGCAAAAUCCAGUUCUUAUACUGAUGACAUCUUUACAGCCUGGAUGGCUCAACAGUUGAAGACACAUUUACUGGCAGAAACCUGGCAGAGGAAAAUACAUUCACUUUCUUCAAACUGCUCCCUUCCUUACCAUGUCUACAACAUCAAGGGCCUUAAGACACCUCACCAACCUUACUUCAGUUCUCACUCUGACCAUUCCAAAUGGUGCGUCUCCAUCAAGGGCUCCAAAAAUCAAUGGACCUGUAUUGGAGACCUAAAUCGGGACCCACACCAAGUCUUCAGAGGUGGCGGAUUCAUCUGUACCAAGAAUCGGUACAUUUACCAAUCAUUUUAUAGAUUAGUUGACUUUUAUGAACCAUGUGGCUAA
Molecule: messenger RNA, 1074 nt
Organism: Cricetulus griseus (Chinese hamster)
Lineage: Eukaryota; Metazoa; Chordata; Mammalia; Rodentia; Cricetidae
Source: RefSeq, a predicted model, not a curated record